Messenger RNA from Doryrhamphus excisus (bluestripe pipefish), 2701 nucleotides. RefSeq names its product G protein-coupled receptor 63 (gene gpr63). Gene Ontology annotation, molecular function: G protein-coupled receptor activity. Gene Ontology annotation, cellular component: membrane. NCBI's taxonomy places the organism in Eukaryota, Metazoa, Chordata, Actinopteri, Syngnathiformes, Syngnathidae. Gene Ontology annotation, biological process: G protein-coupled receptor signaling pathway. The record is from RefSeq and is a predicted model, not a curated record.
CAAAGAAGAAGACAGCACCCCCUUCCGGUAGCAUCUUUAAUAGUCGAUCCGAGGAGGCCUGCGGUGACUGUAAAGACGCUUUUUAUGAAUCGCUGUGUAUGUUUAGUAUUACCAACUUGAACACUUUUGUUACAAGUUCCGCCUCUGCCACGGAAGAAGGUUUCGGGGAUGAAAUAUCGGGCGCCUUGUUUGCUUAGCAACUGACUGCGGUGUUGCUAGCGAAGAAGAUGCGGGAUGGGCUGCUGAGAUUCGGCGUUUUCCUGUGCUUCGACAUGGGAGCAUAAAUCAGCAGGGCAACAAUGAAGACGGGACGGUGGGGUCUCAAGCGCGGAAUUGUCGCCACUCCAGCAUCAUGUGCUCACUGACGAUGCCCACCCCCACCGGGGAAGGCUUCACACCUCUGCUGCUCCCACUCCACCGGCAGGAAACAUCCACGCCGGUCUCUGCCGUCUCAUUAUGGGUCACUUGAAAUUUUCCACCACGCUCAGAGAGAACGUCCUCAUGGCGAACAAUUCUCUGGGCUUCCAGGCGCCUCCCAAUCACGCCAAGCCGACCGCCGUGCCCCCGGAGAGCGUUACCGGCAUCAGUCUCUCCCUGCGGGUCUUCUUCUGCUUCGUCAUGGUUGCUAUUUUGUUGCUGGCAUUGCUGGGGAACAUGGUGGUUUGUCUGAUGGUCUACCAGAGAUCCGCCAUGCGCUCGGCCAUUAACCUGCUGCUGGCAAGCCUGGCCUUUGCGGACAUGAUGCUCGCCGUCCUUAACAUGCCGUUCACGCUGGUGGCCGUCAUGAGCACCAGCUGGGUUUUUGGGGAGGUUUUCUGUCGCGUGUCCGCCAUGCUCUUUUGGUUCUUCGUGAUGGAAGGCGUGGCCAUCCUGCUGAUCAUCAGCAUCGAUCGCUUCCUUAUUAUCGUCCAGAAGCAGGAUAAGCUGAGUCCGCAGAGAGCCAAGAUGCUCAUCGUGGUCACUUGGGGGCUCGCAUUCCUUUUCUCCUUCCCUCUCGCUGUGGGGUCCCCUCGCCUACAGAGCCCCCCCAGGGCGCCUCAGUGUGUUUUCGGCUACAGCACCGAACCCGGGUACCACACCUACGUGUUGAUAUUAAUGCUGGUCUUCUUCUUCAUCCCCUUCAUGGUCAUGUUGUACACGUUCAUGGGGAUUCUGAACACCAUCCGCCACAACACGGCCCGCAUCCACUCCCACCCGGACGGCAUGUGCCUGAGCCAGGCCAGCAAGCUGGGCCUGCUGAGCCUGCAGAAGCCCUUCCAGAUCAACAUAGACGUGAGUUUCAAGACCCGUGCCUUCGCCACCAUCCUCAUCCUCUUCUCCGUGUUCACGGUGUGCUGGGCGCCCUUCACCGCCUACAGUCUGGUAUCCACCUUCAACCGCCGCUUCUACCACACCGACGGCUUUUUCCAAGUCAGCACGUGGGUGCUGUGGCUCUGCUACCUGAAGUCGGCCCUCAACCCGCUCAUUUACUACUGGCGCAUCAAAAAGUUCCGCGACGCCUGCUUGGAUCUGAUACCAAAGUACUUCAAGUUCCUUCCGCAGCUGCCGGGCAACACCAAGAGGCGCAUCCAGCCCAGCGCCGUCUACGUGUGCGAAGGCCAACGCUCUGCGGUUUGAGCGACAAUUCCGUACGGCUAUUUUGUCAAGUGUUCAUCUGGAUCAGGGCUGCAAAAAAAAAGGGAAAAAAAUUCCUGUUAAUCCAUCUGCAACAAAUAAUCAACGAUUGAUUGAUUAACAUCUAUUUACACAUUGAUUCAUUACAUUACAUUCAAUUAAUCAUGCAUUAACUCAUGCAUUAUUUUAAAAUACAGUCAUUAUUUAUUCAUGUUUCUUGAACGUCCCAGGGAAUUUGAAGCCAGUCAAUUGUGAUUGACAUAUUUUCCGGAAUAUUGCAGCCCUCAUCUGGAUGGUGUUGACGCCGCGUCACGGAAAUAAUAAAUGGCGUGACAUCAUAUUCCAACACAGGGUAACUCUCCAAGGAAGAAUGCAAAAACAACAAAAAAGCACAUAUCUCAUUAAUUCAUCAUCACGUGUGCUUUGUUUAUUAGUAGAAGCUUUGUUUGGAAGUUGCACAGCGGUGCUAGCGAUGUAGGUGCUGCACUACUACUACUACUACUACUACUACUUCAUUCACAGCUUCCAUCGUGCUUGACAUGAAGUACUCCGAGCUGUCAUUUGUAUUUUUCUGUCAUACUCCCAAUUGCCAUUUUCUGGUGCGAUGAAGUUAUUUAUUUUAUGAUAUCCGUACGCUGCAGUAAACAAUAUUUUUGAGCUCAUUUCAUAAUUAAUGUGAAGGCUUUGAGGUACUGGUGAAGUUCUCCUGUGUACUGUUAAACCUUAGUGCCAAUAUAUACGUUGCUUUUUAGAAUGACAUGUCGGUUGCCACAUUCGAUGUACUUUAUUGCCUUUUUUUAAAAAAAAUAAUCGUGUGAUAAAUUUGAAAUAAUUGUAUACAUUUCAAAGUCAUUGUACAGCUCCUUGUAUGCGGAAACCACCAAUUUAAACCUGGUUCAAGCCAACAGAGAGUACUGGGUUUGCUUUGGUACUUCUCACAGGGUGGGCGAUACUGCAAAGUGUCCGUCCCACACCAAGUAAAUUCAGGGCCAGUAUUGUCGAUACUGAUACUUUUACUUGAAGUUUUUCAAGCUCAUUGAAUGAUGUGAAUUUUCCUUUACACAAUAAAGAUCUUGGGUAUAGUGUG